GAGUCAAUUAUUCGAUUUUGGAGAUGAUGUUUCCAUGGAUGUGGAUAAUCAAUCUGAAUUGUUGGAAACACCAGCUUCAAGCAGAAAUAUUGAAGAGAUGGGCUAUUCAAGUAAUAGGGAAGAAAAUGAUGAAAUGGUUCAACAAAUUACAGAUACAGAUUCAUUACUAUACACGGCAUCAAAUCGGGGCGCGUUGCAGUUAAUACUAAACCGUUUUAUGUACGGCUGCCAUUACCAGCGAGACAACGGCCACAAAAGGCGGUGGCGGUGUAUAGAAUAUAGAGAUAAAAAAUGUGUCGCUUCGAUUGACACAAUUGGCGAACAGAUUGUGGCAAGAAAGCACAAGCAUUGCCAUCCAAAUCACGAAGAAAAAAUCAGAAAAAAAAUGGCACGAAAAGAUGUGAAAAUUUUUACGACUAUACAGAUGGCGCAAGAUGUUAUGAAAUAAAAAAGUAAGACUUCGUAACUUUU
Messenger RNA from Cydia amplana, 471 nucleotides. RefSeq lists its product as uncharacterized. The transcript has 3 exons. The coding region runs from base 35 to 448 and encodes 137 amino acids. Lineage: Eukaryota; Metazoa; Arthropoda; Insecta; Lepidoptera; Tortricidae. The record is from RefSeq and is a predicted model, not a curated record.